Molecule: messenger RNA, 618 nt
Organism: Aspergillus melleus
Lineage: Eukaryota; Fungi; Ascomycota; Eurotiomycetes; Eurotiales; Aspergillaceae
Exons: 1
Coding region: 1-618 (205 amino acids)
Source: RefSeq, a predicted model, not a curated record
AUGGAUGCAUUCCUAGGAGAGAAGAUGCGCCUCGAUCAUAUCGAAUACCUCAGAGGGGUCGGCAAAUACCGUGCAAUUGGCUACCCGAGGCAUCUACCAGCUGAACGGCAACAUCUUAUUGGAAAGAACGAAAACUUGCGCGAACUCGAAAGGCGGCUCAAGGAGUUACGCAUCCAGGACGCUUCUGAUGAAUCCAGCCAUCAGAGCACGGUUGAAGGGUGUGAUGCCAACAGGGUUGACGACGAUGCUAGCUUUGCUAUAAAGCUCACCGCCAAGCAAAUCCAAGUCCUGAAGACUCGUCUCUAUAACUCUGAAUUGGCAAAGUACAGAGACGAAUGGGUUCAAAGGCGCGUCGAAGCGCAGGUCAGGGCAGGAGGGAAGGCCCCAGAGACGAUUGUUUACAAUGAUGUCGCACAAUGCCUGUUCAAGGCCCAGCCCGAUCGUCAGCGUAUCGCCAAGAUGAUGCCAGUUGAUGAUCAUCUAUCCUACCAAAAUAUGCUCUCUGUCGUGGAGAGUCUGUUGGCCUACUGCGCCAAAGACUAUGAUGUGUUUUACCGCCCUGGAGAGGAGCCUGUCAGCGGGAGAUGUCCGGUUGGGAACUGUGAUCUGACUAGGUGA